AUGGUCACUUUCGAACAGCUAGUUCGAUUCUCCGUUGGCGAUCACAUGCAUUACGGCAAGGAUCCGAAGAAUGUCUCCACAGAGAACGCUCUAGAUGAUGUGCUCAAAUACACCCCGGGGAAUGAUCUCUCGGAGCGCAACAUUCAGCUCCCUGGGGCGUCUGGCGAUCAAUUUUGCUACGCCAAGUCGUUGGACCAGCUCGCUCCCAUCAGACAUGUUCUCAUCAGCUCCCAGGAGGUGCAGGGCCCGCAGCAGAUGAGCCUGGUCGACGAAAUGAAUGGCCAGGUCAAGCAGACUACCAAUAGCAUUAAUAUUAUUUGGGUGGUGCGCGAGAUCACUGGGCAUCUGUCGCGCGGGAUGAUCCUGAGAAAGGGCACCGUGUUCAUGACUGACACCCCGUCGGGAGUAGGCUUUUUCCGGAAGGAGUUCUUGCAGCACGGAGAUAUGCCGAGGGUGAAGAAAACGGCGAAGUAUCUGUAA
This is a messenger RNA of Aspergillus tubingensis, 480 nucleotides long. RefSeq names its product fumarylacetoacetate hydrolase family protein. Gene Ontology annotation, molecular function: acetylpyruvate hydrolase activity. Bases 1 to 480 code for a protein of 159 amino acids. NCBI's taxonomy places the organism in Eukaryota, Fungi, Ascomycota, Eurotiomycetes, Eurotiales, Aspergillaceae. The transcript is spliced from 2 exons. The record is from RefSeq and is a predicted model, not a curated record.